Messenger RNA from Acanthopagrus latus (yellowfin seabream), 1139 nucleotides. RefSeq names its product biphenyl hydrolase like (gene bphl). The record is from RefSeq and is a predicted model, not a curated record. The transcript is spliced from 7 exons. The coding region runs from base 131 to 985 and encodes 284 amino acids. Lineage: Eukaryota; Metazoa; Chordata; Actinopteri; Spariformes; Sparidae.
AGUGCCAAAGUGACUGCAGCUUCCUGGGAUCCAAAAAGAAGCGGAGCAGGUCAGGCGGACAGGAGAGCUGCUGACUGUUUAACCACACAGAGGCGCAGAGAGGAACCCGGGCGGUGCGGACCUCCGAGCAAUGGCGCUGUUUUUACUCGGAGGACGUUUCUUGAAACGUAGAACUGACCUGAAAACAGCCAUGACGGCGAUUCAGCAGCACUGCUCCUCAGUGGCCUCAGGCAGGCAGCAUGUUAAUGGAGUGGAUCUGUACUACGAGCAGACGGGCAGGGGGAAACACGCUGUGCUGUUGAUUCCUGGUGCUCUGGGAAGCACUCGGACUGAUUUCGGACCUCAGCUGAAGUCCCUGAAUAAAGAGCGCUUCACCGUAGUUGGCUGGGACCCCCGUGGUUAUGGACAAUCCCGCCCCCCAGACAGAGACUUCCCGGUUGACUUCUUUGAGAGGGACGCAAAGGACGCUGUGGAUCUGAUGAAGUCUUUGGGCUUUGGCAAGUUCUCUCUGCUGGGGUGGAGCGAUGGAGGAAUCACAGCUCUAAUUGCUGCAGCAAAGAACCCCGACCUGAUCAGCAAGAUGGUUGUAUGGGGAUCCAACGCCUUCGUUUCCCCGGACGACCUCACACUUUACGAGGCGGUUCGUGACGUCUCCAAGUGGAGUGCGAGGAUGAGGCAGCCCAUGGAGGAGGUGUAUGGAGCACAAGUCUUUGCUAAAACCUGGGAGGGCUGGGUCGAUGGGAUCACACAGUUUGCAAAAAGACCAGAAGGGAGUAUCUGCAUGGAGCUUCUGCCCUCAAUCAGCUGCCCGUCCCUCAUCAUCCAUGGGGAGAAAGACCCAAUGGUGCCCAGCCUCCACCCACAGUACCUCCUUAAAAACAUCAAGGGCUCAAGAUUACACCUGAUGCCAGAGGGCAAACACAAUCUCCACCUGAGGUAUGCAGAUGAAUUCAACAGACUGGUUGAAGACUUUCUGGAAGAAUGAGUGAAUAAUUAACACAUUCAAAUAACAUGGUGAAGAACCACUGUGAAACACUGACACUAAGAGACUUAAUUUAGUUUAUCUUGUACUCUGUUUUCAUGAGGAUCAACUGUUAACUGCUUUCACAAUGUAAUUAAAAUUAUUUUUAUGUAGUAAA